Gracilinanus agilis (Agile Gracile Mouse Opossum) is the source of this 1208-nucleotide messenger RNA. It is a transcript of the gene AQP4, whose product is annotated as aquaporin 4. Gene Ontology annotation, cellular component: plasma membrane; basolateral plasma membrane. Gene Ontology annotation, molecular function: water channel activity. Lineage: Eukaryota; Metazoa; Chordata; Mammalia; Didelphimorphia; Didelphidae. Bases 1 to 972 code for a protein of 323 amino acids. Gene Ontology annotation, biological process: transmembrane transport. The transcript has 5 exons. The record is from RefSeq and is a predicted model, not a curated record.
AUGAGUGACAGACCAGCAUCAAGGCGUUGGGGUAAGUGUGGACCUCUGUGUAAACGUGAGAGCAUCAUGGUGGCAUUCAAAGGAGUCUGGACUCAGCCUUUCUGGAAAGCGGUGGCAGCUGAGUUUUUGGCAAUGCUAAUUUUUGUUCUCCUCAGCUUGGGUUCCACCAUCAACUGGGGUGGAACAGAGAAGCCUUUACCAGUAGACAUGGUCCUUAUCUCCCUGUGUUUCGGACUCAGCAUUGCAACCAUGGUCCAGUGCUUUGGACAUAUUAGUGGAGGCCAUAUCAAUCCUGCUGUGACUGUGGCUAUGGUCUGCACCAGAAAGAUCAGCCUUGCUAAAUCUGUCUUCUACAUUGCUGCUCAGUGCCUAGGUGCUAUCAUCGGGGCAGGGAUCCUCUACCUUGUCACACCUCCCAGUGUGGUGGGAGGCUUAGGAGUUACCACGGUCCAUGGAAAUCUUACAGCUGGUCAUGGGCUCCUAGUGGAGUUGAUAAUCACAUUUCAAUUGGUGUUUACAAUUUUUGCCAGCUGUGAUUCAAAACGAACUGAUGUCACUGGUUCAAUAGCUUUAGCAAUUGGAUUUUCCGUUGCAAUUGGACAUUUAUUUGCUAUCAAUUACACUGGUGCCAGCAUGAAUCCUGCCCGAUCUUUUGGACCUGCUGUUAUCAUGGGAAAUUGGGAAAACCACUGGAUCUACUGGGUAGGACCAAUAAUUGGAGCUGUCCUUGCUGGUGGCCUUUAUGAGUAUGUCUUCUGUCCUGAUGUAGAACUUAAACGCCGUUUUAAAGAGGCCUUCAGUAAGACUUCUCAGCAAACUAAAGGGACCUACAUGGAGGUGGAUGACAACAGAAGUCAGGUAGAAACCGACGACCUGAUCCUGAAACCUGGAUUAGUGCACGCAAUUGAUGUUGAGAGGGGGGAUGAAAAGAAGGGAAAAGAUCCAUCCAGUGAAGUGUUGUCUUCAGUAUGACUAUCGAGUAGCACUGAAAGCAGAGAAGACCCCUCAGAUUUCCUUCCACCCAUUAAAGAAACAGAUUUGUUAUAAAUCAGGUGUGUGCAGGUCUUCUGGUUUUCAAACGAGGAAGCAAUUUCUGGGUUGCUUUAUGUCAGAGUCCUUAAUUUCUAAAUGUCAGAACCCUCCUUCUCCCUGCCUAGGUGAGAAGGAGACCUGCAGCAGAUUAUAAACCAAAUUCUAAAAAAGUAUCA